Microdochium trichocladiopsis is the source of this 390-nucleotide messenger RNA. RefSeq lists its product as uncharacterized. Bases 1 to 390 code for a protein of 129 amino acids. The transcript is spliced from 2 exons. The record is from RefSeq and is a predicted model, not a curated record. Lineage: Eukaryota; Fungi; Ascomycota; Sordariomycetes; Xylariales; Microdochiaceae.
AUGGCGCCUUCUGCCGCGCCCAUUCUGGCCUCUGUGGCAUUUCUUGUAGGGAGUGCCCAGGCAGUUUGCGCGAGCGGGGAAGUUGGCAUCAGCCGCGUGCAAGUCUACAACUACAAUGGUGCAAACAACGUGCUCGAGUCCGACAGCUGGGAUAUCGUGGCCAACAAUUGCAACACCAUCGCAACAGGAAAGUCGCCAUUCAAGGGGAAUCCCUGCUCGGCCUCGCCUUAUCCCAACGGAUAUGGUGUGUCGGGAUGUGAUUCUUCGGGCAAGCCUGGCUCGGUCAAGACGACCGGAGGCAACUUCGGCAACUGCUAUAGUCACGGUGCACGUUGCGCCAACGGUCCAUACUUCUACUCGGGCGUCUUCUGGUGCUGCAAGAGAGUCUGA